Neurospora tetrasperma FGSC 2508 is the source of this 654-nucleotide messenger RNA. RefSeq lists its product as uncharacterized. Bases 1 to 654 code for a protein of 217 amino acids. NCBI's taxonomy places the organism in Eukaryota, Fungi, Ascomycota, Sordariomycetes, Sordariales, Sordariaceae. The record is from RefSeq and is a predicted model, not a curated record. The transcript has a single exon.
AUGUCGCAUGUGCAAAAUCGCGAUCACAGCGAGCAGCCCACUGAGCAAGUCGCUCAUUCUUCUUCUUCCAAUUCAGCUGCUGGUUCAGAAGCUGUUCCCGCUCGCUCUGCUGGCGAUCAAAUGGAUCGUAAUUUCCCAGAGAAAGUCACUCUGUUCACUGCCGAUAAAAGUCUUUCCGAGCAAGUCGCUCCGCCCACUCCUGAGGAUGCGGUCCAAUCGAGAACCAAUCACCCAGUUCAGAACAGCGAGAUACAAAAUGCUGUCGAGGUUGAGGAAGUCGUCCUCCCUUCAAUUGAGUCACCCACGGAGAACCUUCCGAACGACAAUGACUACGCUACGGACCCUGCGGGUUUAAGCGAGUCUGAAUUGCGCAGGAGGGCAGUCGCUUGGAUGGAGCGGACAUACCAUCACCUGCCAAACGGUUCAGUUGUGCAACCCCCGAGUUACUUCCAGCGCACUCGAUCCAGUCCCGCUGGUAGACCGGCAAUCUGGAUCAAAGAUUUCGUUUGGGGUCAUAUCAGACCGCGACGGCUGACUAAUGAUCGCCUCGCUGAUAUGCCCCUGGAGAGAAGGGAGAGCUGGGCUCGAAUGCAAAGAAGGGAGUGGGAGGAGAUUGAGGAAGAGAAGGGAGAGACUCAAGAAGAGGGUGGUUGA